GAAAAAAAAAUAGACAAUGGGGAUAGCAAAUUAACUAUGACUGCGAUCAGAUUAUUACACCAAAUGUUUUACCGUUGAAAUUAAAAGCAAUGUAGUUGAACUAUUUUCAUGGUAACCCACGAAGUUUUACACUGGCAAGGAUAGUUUGGGUCACACGCAAUUUUUCAAGGUAAGAAGUAGAUGUGAGAUGCAACACUGCCCAUGCAACUAAUUUAAAUAGGGAUAUUGAUGUUGUAGUUUCAAUGAGCAAGGCAAAAGCCUGAAAUGGACAGUGAUGGUGCAGAGAUGGCAGGAGCAGUGGAAUAGAGAUACUAAGGGUAGACAUGUAUUUAUUUUCGGUACAGAGAAGUCGGGGAGGACGAGAGGAUGUGACAGAAGGGGCUUUUUUUUUUUUUUAUUUUUUACAAGAUUACGGGUGGGACACAACCGGUUAAAUACGACUUUACAUGUGAUAGGAAAGGAUCCAACAGGAAAGUGUGAUUAUUGCCAGAAAGCAGAGACCGUGGCCCAUGUAUAGCUACAGUGUGGGUAAUAUCAGAGGGAAAAAGAGGCUGAGGUCUAAUGAGUGAGAAGAAGACACAGCCAAUUAAAUAGUAUAUUGUAGAACGUAAUUAGAUAUCGUCUCAUGUUAUAUUUUUUUAAGAGCAACUAGACUGGUAUGUAGGAUUUAGCUUCUCCCUGUCUCUGGCCCACACUCCGGUACAGUAUGUGUCGGUAAUGUAAUGUGCACUAUGGCUUACAACCGCCGAUAAACCUUACCUAAGAAGAAGCAAUGGAUGGUUUAGUUAUACAAAUAUUUGGCAACACUGCCAGCAGCAGAGACUGAUCUGCGGUGAACUAGCUAGCUAACGUUACCAUUCUAGCUCAUUUAGGUUAUUUCCAAAAAAACGUAUAUAGUUAUGAAAACCACGUGAUGGCGUUAUUCCAUUGAUCACAUUCGAGACUGUCACCAAAUAAUCAAGUUGUUCAUGUACUUUAGCUUUUGCUGCUUCGAGUAGUCAACGUUACUGUAGCUAGCGAGCCGAGCGGCCUUUGCUUUGGCUUCCACCAAUGUAAACUUCGUUCACCAUGGAGUUGACUUCAGCUAGUCUCUCAAUGUAACGUUGGCUACUUGCCAGUUCCAAAACCUGCACAUCCGUAAUCCUGUUCGGAGUCUUGUUUCGCUCAGCCUGUGCUGCGGGCAGCCGGCUAUGGCACGGUAACUAGCUACGUAGUUAGCAGUCGCACGUGACUAACGUUAGAAUUGUUAGCUACCAGUUCGCUAUGUCUAUUGUUACCUAACUUUUUCCUUAAAACGGCCAACCUGCAUUUUCUAACAAUAACAAAGCGAGGCCCCCCCCUCCCACUGUUUUGGUCAACAGUCAUCACGCUCAAAUUCAUAGACUGAGUUAUGGAUGUUUUAACCUUGUUAUGAGGCUAUGAAGUUUGUUUACAAACAUUGGAGUAAAACAUUCUUGUAUUUUGGGUUCUGAUGGGGGUACGACAGUUAAACUAAGCCAUGAGGCAUUUAUAGCAACAGUUAGCAUUGCAUGCAAGUUACAUAACCUGAUUUUUGUUGUCACCCUUUGUGGCUUCAGUCAGAAUUGGUUCACUGUACUCACGUUUGCUUGCAAUUAAGACCGUUGGCUACACUAGUGUCUGAGAACACUGAAGUCAAGAGGGAACUAAUUUGUAAACAUAUCAGGCAGUUGGAUUAUCCUGCCUAUUGAAGGCAAUUCAUUUUUAGCCGCCCACCCAUAUGUUGUGAGAUGGAGGUGAUGGAGGUGGACUUGCAGCUGGGGGGCCCCAGUAGGGAACCAGAGCCAGAUGUUGUGGCAGACCAGGUAGAUCUCCCUAUCGUCAUCCCUGACUCUGGCAGUGAAACAGAGGACGAGGCCCAUGCAGCUCCCUGUGACCCACCACGGCUCCCAAACACCUGGGCGUUCAGUCAGAACAGAGCCAGAGUGGAGGGGCAAGUUGGGUCCAGGAUCAGAAGGGAGGGUCCUAUUGAGCCCAGGGUCACCACAGCAGCCACCCUGAGGCAUCGGAGAGCCAGGCCAGGCCUCAGGGAGCACUCCUCCACCCAGACCGCUGCUCGUGCUAGCAGCUUCCUGGAUUUCCUACUGCGAGUCCCUGCAGCCAACCAGGCCGAGGGCGACUCUGGGAGUACGACGGAGCUGAGCGAGUCGGAGGAUGAAGCAGAUCCCCCGGGGCCAGCAGCAGAGCCUCCCAACUCGGCCGUUCCCUCCAACCCUCAUCCAAACCUUCCAGUUGCAGUCACGCCACCCGAAGGCCUUUAUUCUUCAGAUUCUAAUGCAACCACAGAGGCUGCGAGGACCGUGACUGGAAAUCAAGUGAAUCCUGAGGUUGUAUCAGACCCACUAGCCUCCAGUGCACCGGCCCUUCGAUUGUCCCAGGGGGAUGAGGGGGAAGGGGAGACCUGCUCCAUCUGCUUUGAGCCCUGGACCACGUCAGGGGAGCAUCGCCUGGCCACCCUGCGCUGCGGACAUCUCUUUGGCUCCACCUGCAUCGCCCGCUGGGUGAAGGGCCAGGGCCAGGGAGCCAGGUGUCCCCAGUGCAACAAGAAGACCAAGCGCACCGAUAUCGUCCUCCUGUACGCACGCAAGCUGAGGGCUCUGGACAACACCGAGCAGGAGAGUAUGAAGAGGUCACUGGAGCAAGAGCAUUCACUGCGUAGAAAGGCUGAACUGGAGUCAGCACAGUGCCGACGACAACUGCAGGUGAUGACAGACGAAUGUGGGGAACUGCACAAGCAGCUACAGGAGCUGAAGACUCUGAUGGCCCAGCCUGGCUGUGGGCCCUCACAGAGCUCAGCGGCAUCUCUCUCUGGACUCUUUCAGAGACAGGACAGCACCCAGGGGGGCCACUAUGUCUUUUCCAAGGCCGUGCUGGUGUCCCAGGUGGGGGGAUGCAGGGUGCUGUCAUACUGUGAACCCCUCAGCUGCCUGCUGGCCUCUCAGCCCUCCCCACACACUAGCCUGGUGCCUGGCUGCGGGGUGAAGAAGGUGAGCACGUUGAAUCUGAAGGCCUGCCAGUACAUUCCCAUCCAUGUCAAACAGAUCAGAGGCCUGGCCUUCAACAGACAGGCCGACAGCCUCCUGCUCUCCGCUGCCCUGGACAACACCAUAAAACUCACCAGUCUAAUGACCAACACAGUGGUGCAGACCUACAAAACAGGCAAACCAGUGUGGAGCUGCUGCUGGUGCCUGGACAACAACAACUAUGUGUACGCUGGUCUCAGUAAUGGCUCCGUGAUGGUGUAUGACACCAGGGACACCAGCACACAUGUCCAGGAGCUACAGCCACUACGUUCCAGGUGUCCUGUGGCAUCCCUGUCCUAUGUGCCUUGCGCCGCCUCCAGCUCGUUCCCAUGUGGUGGCCUGAUCGCAGGCUCUCUGGAUGGGGGCUGCUUCUGGGAGCAAGUAGAUGGGACCACCUACAGACCCCACAUGUUGCCCCUGGAGACAGGAGGCUGCACAGACAUCCAGGUGCAGCCAGAGAGCAGACACUGUUUGGUCACCUACAGACCAGGGCGCUCCAAGCCAUCGCUGCGCUGUGUUCUGAUGGAGCUGAACAGGACCCCCCAGCAGGACGCGGCUCGGGAACCCUCGUGUUCCUGCUACCCAGUCCAGACAUUCAGUGCUGGCUCCUCCUGCAAGCUGCUCACCAAGAAUGCCGUGUUCAGAAGCCCGGCCGGGGAGGGCUCCACUCUGGUGUGUGCCGGGGACGAGGCCACCAACUCCAUCAUGGUGUGGGAUGCAGGGAGUGGAUCCCUGAUUCAGAAGUUGUCUGCUGACCUCCCAGUGUUGGACAUCUGUCCAUUUGAGGUGAACCAGGGCAGUUACCUGGCCUCUCUCACUGAGAAGAUGCUCAAAAUUUACAAGUGGGAAUGAGGAGGAAUUAUGGAGGACACCACCAGCAUAGAACAUGUAUGAGUAGCACGGCUGCUGCACUAUAUAAAUGGCAUCCAUUUAGUACAGCCUUUUCUUACCCAAAGUCACUACAGAUAAACUUUUAUUGGGUUUGCAUAGCAGUAGCGGGACUGGAGAGCCAUCACACUGCUGCAGUGUUAUGAAGGAACUGAUAACUGGAGUGCCUGUACAGAUACACUACUGCCCUAAAUGUUUACAUUAAGAAUCAGAGAACAUCCUAUCAAAAAAAUAUUUAGCUUUCUUGUUUUUUGAUGCAUGUGACGAUCAGUUAGUGUUGUCAGUUAACCAUGCUGUCGACAAAAUUUGAAAUGUGUUCCAUCUCUGGUUUUAGAGACGGAUCCAUGGAUGAAAAUCAGGACAUCGAUGGUUUGUUACAUUUCCUGGAUCCUGAUUGGCACAACUGCUCAGCCAGCUGCAUUAAAAAAAUGUAUUUAAAAAAUCCUUCUGGAUGUGUUUCAUUUUUUAUUUCCUUAUUUUAUUUACAGGGGAAAGUGUGUAUUUUAUAACAAAUGUUUGUAUAAUUUGUAAUGUAAUAAAAUAGAAAUCAUUGGUUAUUUUUCAUCCUG
Molecule: messenger RNA, 4498 nt
Organism: Oncorhynchus masou masou (cherry salmon)
Lineage: Eukaryota; Metazoa; Chordata; Actinopteri; Salmoniformes; Salmonidae
Product: E3 ubiquitin-protein ligase rfwd3.S-like
Exons: 12
Coding region: 1749-3893 (714 amino acids)
Biological process (GO): protein ubiquitination; interstrand cross-link repair
Cellular component (GO): nucleus
Molecular function (GO): protein binding; ubiquitin-protein transferase activity
Source: RefSeq, a predicted model, not a curated record